GCGGCAUGGCAGUGAGGGGAACCGAAUGGGUAAUCAUUGGCUGUCGUAUAUUUCCUCAAUCGUAAGGUGACACGCUUUACCCCGCAAACCAUAUUAGAAUUAAGUUGUUGUUAGGCAGAUCGGCCCGCUCCGCGAAGAUAACUAAGGCCUGAGAAAACAACCUGUAUUAUGAAUUCGCGCUCAAAGAAAAAAGCCUCCUGCUGCAUUGCAGAUAUUGGAGCUUCCUGUCUCGCUCCAUUCUGAAUACGAUGAGUGACGAGUUGCUUCGUGUAUGGUGGCGGGGGUGCGCCAUUUUCUGAACCAACGUAGCCGAAGUCUCCUCGGCCCAUUGCUGCCUGAUACUUAAGCCAGCGGCCACACUAAAAGCAAUCAUACAGUUUCCCAGCCGUGUUGCACACUGCCACCGUUGAGCUGAGGUGGCUAGCUGUAAGGUGGCAGGACUUGUUCUGGACUGUCGAAUGUUCGAAGGAGGCCCGAGCGUUGGUCUGACCAAAUGCCCUUUUUCCGUCCUUGCAGCCUUAUGGAUCUUAGCAUUGUGGAGGCCGGCAAUGACUCUCACCUCCUCGUGGUGCCGGCUGGGAACCUGGGAAUGCCCUUUGCCCCCGGGGCAUUCGCAGAGCUAAGAAGAGUCAUCACCAACCAGCACUUGUCCGCUGGUUUGGGCGGUGGUGGCGCGAUAGGGCUCACGAGCCCUACCCCCCACAAGCAACAAGGGAAAACUUUAAAAACCACCCGAGACACGACCGCGAAAUCGAGCCUACAAACGAUGAACAUAUGGGUCGUGGAAGAGGACACCCUUGGGGUGCUUCUGGGCUGCUCUGUUAAAGGAUGCAAGUGGAUAAACUCCUGCGAGACACGGUCGGCCUCGCAAGAGAGAUCUUGCGAGGUAGCGCGAAACAGAAUUGACAAUCUGCGGGGCGCGGCAUAUAAUGGAAGCGACGGAAGGCUUGGCGGGCGGGCUGCAGUUACGACACUUUCUAUAUGGCCCGAGAGGACGGACGCGCGUGUCGGUCUACCGAGAGGACAGGAGCCUAAAGAUGGCCAUCGAGGAUGGGACUUUGGGUUGGCUGUGGAGGUGGGCUUAAGGAGCAAACUGGUAUUGACUUGCGAACCGGCAGUGCCCCGCGCAAAGAGCGGAACAGGAUCCAAGGGGAUGCAAGGUAGAGGGUCUAUGUAG
Molecule: messenger RNA, 1177 nt
Organism: Fusarium oxysporum Fo47
Lineage: Eukaryota; Fungi; Ascomycota; Sordariomycetes; Hypocreales; Nectriaceae
Exons: 2
Coding region: 494-1177 (227 amino acids)
Source: RefSeq, a predicted model, not a curated record